CACCUGUCCAACUCUUCACAUUAACUCGGGUUCCAGAGGAGACCCAAAGGUUUGGUGCGCCUCCUUAAAUUCCAACCCAGCAGGACGGAUCCAUUCACAGAGCAGACCUCCGAGAGCUCGUCUUCUCCUCGACGGCCGGCGGCGACGAAGGGCAAUGGAGGCCGGGGGAGACGCCGAGCCUGCGCAAGCGGCGCCGGCCAGGGACUGGGCGGAGCUGCCCCUCGACGCCAUCGCGUCGGUCUUCGCCAGGCUCGGCCCCGUCGAGAUCCUGAUGGGCGCCGGGCUCGUGUGCCGCUCGUGGCUCCACGCGGCCGAGGAGCUUUCUUCCCUCUGGAAUCACCUCGACACGGCGAGCAGCCACAAUGUCGUCAAGGACAAGUGCAGGUCCAGCGAUGCGGGUGCCCUGCGUGCCAUGGCGAGGAAGGCCGUGGACCGCUCCGCCGGCCAGCUGGAGGUGUUCGUAGGGGAGGAGUUUGUCGAUGAUGACCUGCUCAAGUACAUUGGGGCAGGGCACCAUCUCUCAAGGUUCUUCGCCUUAUAUCAUGCUUCCAUAUCUGCAAUGAAGGAUUUGUCGAGGCAAUCAGCAAGUUCCCUCUGCUUGAGGAGCUCAACCUUUCUACCUGUGAGAGUAUAGGUGGCCGUGCAACCUAUGAGGCUGUUGGCAAAGCAUGCCGAAACCUAAAGCAAUUCGUAGCUGACAAAGAGUUCACAACAUACGGCAAGUUCGGCCAUGAUGAAGCCUAUGGUAUCGCAACAAUGCACAGGCUGCGCUCCCUCAAGAUUUCUUGCGGUGAACUGAACAACAAGGCAAUGGCUGCCAUCCUUGACAACUGCCCUCACCUGGAGUCCCUUGACCUAUUUCGUUGCUUCAACGUUGUCAUGGAUGGCGCAAUGC
Panicum virgatum (switchgrass) is the source of this 895-nucleotide messenger RNA. Its product is annotated as putative F-box/LRR-repeat protein 9. Gene Ontology annotation, molecular function: protein binding. The coding region runs from base 155 to 634 and encodes 159 amino acids. The record is from RefSeq and is a predicted model, not a curated record. The transcript has 3 exons. Lineage: Eukaryota; Viridiplantae; Streptophyta; Magnoliopsida; Poales; Poaceae.